This is a messenger RNA of Sinocyclocheilus grahami, 446 nucleotides long. Its product is annotated as tctex1 domain-containing protein 1-like. The record is from RefSeq and is a predicted model, not a curated record. Gene Ontology annotation, biological process: microtubule-based movement. Gene Ontology annotation, molecular function: dynein intermediate chain binding. Gene Ontology annotation, cellular component: cytoplasm; cytoplasmic dynein complex. NCBI's taxonomy places the organism in Eukaryota, Metazoa, Chordata, Actinopteri, Cypriniformes, Cyprinidae. The coding region runs from base 24 to 446 and encodes 140 amino acids. The transcript has 4 exons.
UUCAGUCGAUUUUCCGCAAUAAAAUGUCUGAUUUAGCGAAAGAGAAAGCAGCACGUCUGCUGAAGAAGCGUGGAAGCUUGUCUUCUCUGGGCAGUCAUGAAGUCAGAGCUAAAGAAGCCUUUGCCAAAACUAAGGACUCUAUCAGCACAGUGUCCUACAUGGAGGAGCCUGGACAUCAUGAUGAUAUUGCACGGCCUGCGGUGCAGAUGGAGAACACCUAUCAGCUCAGCCCCGCACAACGUUUCCCGGUGUUAACAGUGAAGGACAUUCUGAAGGAUGUGUUGACCAGCUACUUGCAGGAGGAGAAAUAUGAACCGGAGCUGUGCAGACAGAUGACCAAAACCAUCUCUGAGAACGUCAUCCACUGGUUGGUGAGAAUCUUGUUGCAUGUCUUCAUUGACCUCAACUUUGGCAGUGUGGAUAUACAGCAGAGGGUUUACUUCUAA